This is a messenger RNA of Tetrahymena thermophila SB210, 3825 nucleotides long. RefSeq lists its product as hypothetical. NCBI's taxonomy places the organism in Eukaryota, Ciliophora, Oligohymenophorea, Hymenostomatida, Tetrahymenidae. The record is from RefSeq and is a predicted model, not a curated record. The transcript has 6 exons.
AGUAAUUUAUAAGAUUAAUAUUAGUUUGAAUAUUAUUGUUAUUAUUCAAUACUACCUACUAUGGAAGAUAUUACUAGAGAUGAAAUUUAUAAUUUUAAAUCUUCAUCUUCUAUAAGCACAAAUCAUAACAGUCGACCAAGAAGUACAUACAUAAAUUAAAAGAAUGCAACAAGGCUAUUUAAAAAUCAUCAAUCUAGAUCAGUCUCUCCUAAUAAUUUUGAGCCUAUUUAUUUGGAACAUAAGUUUAUUGAUAACAAAUAAUCAAACUUAAAAAAAAGGAAUUUAUCAAAUAUCUAGAUCAACAUUGAUAAAAAAUAAGAUUUAAGCACUGAAUUGCGUUAAUCCUAUGGCAGCCAAUAAGAAAUACAGUAGAUGAAAAGACCAAAAUCUACAAAUUAAUAAGCUAGAAUUAUUUAAUCAGGAGUUAGCAUAUUAAAAACAACUGAUAGCAAGUAGAAUAAUUAAAAAUUAAAUGAUUUUAGUUAUACAGCUAAAGAUCAGCAGUCUACUAACAAUAGUUAUUAUAAUCAAUUUUAUAAUGUUAGUAAAUUAUUGAAUAAAAGCGAUAAUCUACUUGAUACAAGCUCUAUCCUCGAUUUCAAUAGCAGCAGCACAAAAAAUAUGUAAAAAAAUUUCUAAACAGAAGGAUCAGCACAAAAGAACAACUAUUUUGAUAAAGCAUAAGAAAUUCGAUAAGAUGAUAGCUUCUUUACAAAAGAAGAUUUUGAUAGUAGUAAAAUUUUAUCUGAAAAUUAUUAAAAAUCUAAUUAUGAGCAGCGAAGCUAAUAUAAAAAACUUUUACCAAGCUAAUCUAAUAAGAAAAACAAUAGAAAGAUUAUUAUAUCUAACAGUAGAGAUCAAAUAAACUCUAUUUAAGAAGAGGCAAAAACUGCCGAAUCACAUUUAAGUCAUUAAGAACAGUCAAAACCAAAAUUAACAAAUUUAGAAAAUCAAAGCAAUAAAAAAGAACAGAAAGAAAAUAUUUAAGAAGAUGAAAAUAAGAAAACUCAUACUAAAAUGGAGUUUUUUGAUGAAAAUGAAGUUAAAAAUAUUUCUUAUUAUAUUGGGAACAUGGAUUAUGAGGAUUUUAAGGUAUAUACAGAGGCUCAGCUAUUGUCAAGAAUGGAUAAGGAAUCUCUCAUUAUAAGAUUACAAAUACUAGAGCAAGAAAAUAAAGAAAUAAAAUGCCAUAACCUUCAUCUCUCCUCUAAAUUUAAAGAAAUGUUAAAUGAAUAUGCAAAAUUUAAAGACUAUCAUGAUAAUCUAGAUAGAAAAAGUUUAUACUAAAAGCAUGUUUAAAAACUAGCAGAUUUGUCUAAAUUGUGCCAUAAUUAAACUGAAAUUAUAUUGUAGAAGAAUAAUAAAAUAGCUGAAUUAGAGUAAAUUAUUGUUAAAAAAGACUAAGAAAUUGAUAGUUUAAAUUUUUAAAUUGCAAAUUAUGAUACAUAGAAAUAAUAAGAUCUUUUGGAAAUAGAUAAUUAAUAUAAGUAAUAGAUCAAAGAUUUUAUAGAGAGAGUAGAUUAUUUAAACAAAGAAAACAGGAAGAUUGUUUUACUUGAGAAAACAAUUAAAGAUUUGAUGGAUAAAAUUUAAGAGGAUACUAAAAAAUACCUUAAUGCACUAGAUAAAUCAGAAGAAAGAUAUAAAGCAUUAUCAAGCAAACAGACAGAAAAAGAAAGGGAAAUUUAUGGGCUAAAAGAGAACAUAAAAUAAUUGGAAAGUUAAAUUAAAUAUAUCUAAGAAUAAAAUUUAAAUAGUAUUUAAGAUAAAUGUAGUGAUUAUGAAAGAUAGUUGUAAUAAAAAGAGCUCGAUUUACACUAAUUGAACCUUAAGUAUUAAAAAUAAGAAAGUUAGUAUGUUUAAGAUAUUAAAGAACUACAAGAAACCAUUUCGAACUUGAGAAGUCAAAUCUCUGGCCAAGAAUAAAACUUUUAAGAGAGAGAAUAGGGUUUAAGAAAUUAAAUAUAAUCAAUACGAGAAUAAUUCGAUGGAUAUAAAGUAGAUACAAUUAAUUAAACAGCAGAAUUAAUCAAAAAAAUAGAAAGCUUAGAGAGAUUUUUAGAAGAAAAAAAGCAGAUUAUUGAAACAAAGUUAAAGGAAAUAUCUUAAAAAAGUAAUAGAAUUGUCGAACUUUAAAAAUAGCUAGAGCAGCAAGCUUUGUCUAAACAGAAAAUGAAAGAAGAACACGAAAAAGAAAUGAAUAAACUAUUCCAAACAAAGCAAGAUGAAAAUAAAUCUCUUACUUUUAAAUUCAAAGAGCUUAAGCUAUACUAUGAAGUAGAAAUAGAAAAAAUAAAGAAAGAAUAUGAUGAUCGAGUAAAAGAAUGCUCAUCUAGUGCAAAUGAUGCAAAAAGACAGUACUAAGCCAUGAAAAAUAAUUACAACCAAGAAAUGGAGGGUAAAGAAACUGAGAUCGAAUUCCUUAAAAAUAAAUUAUAUGAAGAAAAGUAAAAAAUAAAAGAUUAGCUAGAAAGUCAGUACAAAGAUAUGAUAAAAGAUAUGCAAAAAAGAAUCUCAUUUUUGUAGAAUGAAUUAGAUGAACAAAAGAUAGAAAUUGAAGCUACUAUAUGUGAAGAUUUAGCUGUGUAUAAUAGAUAAUCGAAAUUUUGGAAAAAGAGCAGACAGAUAAGAGAAGAAAAGUAUUCUUAUAAAUCAAUUAAUAGUGAAGAAUCUAACAAUAAAGAAGCUACACCUUUAAAAAAAAAAAUUCCCAUAUCUGCUAAAACAAUACAAAAUUAAUAAGUAAAUUAUGCAGAUGCUUUAAAAGUUAGAUUUUAGGUUAUUGCCAGAUGUGCUGCAGCUUUUGAAUAGUAACAAAAUAAAAUAGAUAAUUUAAGAGCUUAGUUAGAUACAUAAUAAAAGAGAGCUAAUGCUUUAUUAAAAUAACAAUACAUUGGAGGCUCUGCUAUAGAAUCAUAGAACAUUUAGCUAAAUGAUACUUAAACAUUUAAAAAAGAUUAUGACAAUUUGAACUAAAUAAUGAAUGAGUAAUUUCAAAAAGAUAUUUACUUAGAUGAAAACGAUUUAAAAGAUUUAUAGCUUGCUAAAUAGGUAAAAGAAUUAAGAGAAUAACUUUAUUCUCAAAAACUUAAAAAUUAAGAAUUAUAAGACCAGUUCAUAAAAAAAGAAUACGAAUUAAAUGAAUAGCAUAAACUAGAAAAGAAAAAUUUAUAAAAAGAGUUUGAUUCUAUAAAUUAAAUAAAAAUAUAAUAAGUUUUUGAAAAGGACAUUUUGAUCGAAAAAUAUGCUACAAAAAUAGCAGAAUUACAAAAAUAUGUAGAAGAAUCAGCAUAGUAACUUGAGAGUUAAGUUAAAUUUACUGAAAAAAUGAAAUAAUAAUUCCUAGAAUUAGAUUUAAAAAAUUAAAAUAUUGUGAAUAUGGUUUAAAAAGAAAAGGAAGAGUUAUGUUAGAUGUGGGAAAACAGAGAAUCUCUUCCAAAAGAUUUAAGAGAAAUAGAAAAUUUAAAUUAGAUAAUUGCAAGGCUCAAUAUUGAAAUUAAGUAGCUUAAAAACUAAAUUAUGAAUAUAAACAAUAGUAAACAUAGCACAACUUAAGGAUUAGUUUUUGAAAGCCAACUAAGAACAAGUAGUGAUUUUCCAACUAACUAAUAAAAAAUUAAUUAUGAUAUAACUGCAUUUAAAACGAAUAACAGAAAUUAAGAAAAUGAUAAGAAGAAUUAAACUAGUGAGAAUGAUAUUUCUACAAAUAAUAUGAGUAAAUCAAUAAAUAUUCCUAAAAAAGAUGUAAGGAAAGAUUAUUCAAGGCCAAGAACUAAAACUUCAAUAAAAAUUGAAUAAGAAAAUUAGGAUUACAAUUUAAAUUGA